Clupea harengus (Atlantic herring) is the source of this 2753-nucleotide messenger RNA. It is a transcript of the gene pi4k2b, whose product is annotated as phosphatidylinositol 4-kinase type 2 beta. Gene Ontology annotation, cellular component: endosome; plasma membrane; lysosomal membrane. Gene Ontology annotation, biological process: Golgi organization; phosphatidylinositol phosphate biosynthetic process; endosome organization. The record is from RefSeq and is a predicted model, not a curated record. Gene Ontology annotation, molecular function: 1-phosphatidylinositol 4-kinase activity. Lineage: Eukaryota; Metazoa; Chordata; Actinopteri; Clupeiformes; Clupeidae.
GACGCAGUAAAUAGAGGAAGCUAGCUCGGUGACAGAUGAUGUGGACAUGAAACGAGUGCAAACCUACCCAAGCAGCUGAGCGUGUAAUGUUCAGGUAACAAAGUAACCCAAGGCUACGGACAAUGGAGAGAUAAACGAGCAUUACAGUCUUAUUAGAAGUUAACGUAGGUAGUUACGGUACUGGAUAAUAACCAAAUCGUCAGCAACAAUGAUGGCAGAAUGUGAUCCAAAUGAGAACGAAGAGCUAGACGGCGCGGAGGCAUCAGAGGCAAAGCCCAACUUUCCUUUGCCCGAGGUGUCGUCGGUAUUGUUUGACAGGAACCGAACUGAAUCAACACUGGGGUUGACUUUAAAUCCAGGAGGCGCAGUUCGGAUUUCGGACUCGUGUGAAAGUGUUUUAACUGAGCUUGAGGCGGAUGGCUCUGGCGAAGAGGCACUUUUGUUACCCAGUCCGGCCGGAAAUCUAUCACCUCGAGGAGGUAAAGACAAACGCACAAGACGGAACAGGAACAGCUCAUCUUCGGAUAAAGAAAAUUUGGCUUCACCAGGUAACAGCAGCGUUGACUUCAACCACUUCCCAGAGGACCCUGCCUUUGCCGACAUUGUCCAGCGGGCAGAGCAAGCCAUCGAGAAUGGUGUCUUCCCCGAGCGUAUUUCCCAGGGUUCCAGUGGGAGCUACUUUGUUAAAGAUCCCAAAGGGAAAAUUAUUGGAGUGUUCAAACCAAAGUCGGAAGAGCCUUAUGGACACCUGAACCCCAAAUGGACCAAAUACUUUCAGAAAGCGUGCUGCCCCUGCUGCUUUGGCCGCGGGUGCCUCAUCCCUAAUCAGGGCUACCUCUCGGAGGCCGCUGCCUCACUCGUUGACCAAAAACUCUGUCUGGAGGUGGUCCCCAAAACGAAGGUUGUUUUUCUGGUUAGUGAGACAUUUCACUAUACUGCCAUCGACCGAGCCAAAUCGAGAGGGAAGAAAUACGCACUUGAGAAAGUUCCCAAAGUAGGUCGCCGAUUUCACCGCGUUGGCCUGCCUCCAAAGGUGGGCUCCUUCCAGCUCUUUGUGGAGGGCUACCAUGAAGCCGACUACUGGCUGAGGAAGUUUGAGGCAGACCCUCUCCCUGAAAACAUGAGGAAACAGCUCCAGUCCCGGUUUGAGAGACUAGUGGUGUUGGAUUACGUAAUUCGAAAUACAGACAGAGGCAACGAUAACUGGUUGGUCAAGUACGAGAAGCCCGGAGAUGGUGAUGCCACAGAAAAGGACUCUGAAUGGACGUCAACAAAAGACUCAGCCAUCAAAAUAGCUGCUAUAGACAAUGGACUGGCCUUCCCUUUCAAACACCCAGACGAAUGGAGAGCUUACCCUUUCCACUGGGCAUGGUUGCCCCAGGCUAAAGUGGCCUUUUCACAGGAGACCAGAGACUUGGUGCUCCCACGCAUCUCAGACAUGAACUUUGUGCAGGAUCUCUGUGAGGACCUUUACGAAAUGUUCAGGACAGACAAAGGCUUUGACAAAACCAUGUUUGAAAAGCAGAUGUCUGUCAUGAGAGGACAGAUCCUGAAUCUGACCCAGGCCCUGAAGGACGGGAAGAGCCCCAUCCAGCUGGUGCAGAUGCCCCGCGUGGUGGUGGAGAGAAGCCGCGGGGGCGGCCAGGGGCGCGUGGUGCAGCUGGGCAACGCCUUCACUCAAACCUUCCACUGCAAGAGACCUUUCUUCUCCUCCUGGUAGAGGGGCUCUGGGCUGAGAGGGAGGGCAAAAUUGGGGAACCGUUUCUUGAGCAUGGCGUGCAAGAAUUGUUGAGCCGCUUCAUAGGCCUGCGUAGCACUGUUAUUAUUGUUGCCUAAGCAAUCAUCAAUGUGUCGCCUAGUUAUAUGCAUAAGGGGAUUUCGAAAUGUGAUUACUUUAGCAGGCGUUUUCGGAGUGUGGCUCUCAAGAGUAUGGCAUGUUGGCUUUAUGAAGGUUGUUUCGCAACCUUGCAGCAAAACCGUUCAAAGAAAGUGUUCUCCUGAAAUAAUCACGUGGUGACUGUGUGGAGAAGUAUUGGAUAGGAUUUCUAAAGAGGAUGAGAGGAAAAGAAUAUUACCAGAGAAUAUGAGUGAAUGUCUACACUUUUACUUUUUUUUCAGUAAUCUGGGCUCUUUUUUUUCUGUCUGAGCCUCUCCCAGAUUUCUCGCUCAGCAUAGGACUGUCUGUGCUCACCAGUGGCCAUUUUGAAAGAGGUAAAGGGAAUUGCUUUUUUUUUUUUUCUCUCUUCUCUCUUGUGAGGUGAAGUGAAAGUGAGGCGGGUCAAGAUGUUGGCACGCCUCCUGAUCACAACUGCCAAAUUAGUUUAGUUCAUAAUGAGGAAGAGGAAUGGCUGACGUGGCUAAUAAAAACUUGAAGUUUAAAAAAAGAAAGAAUAUGUGUAUGAAUGUAACUGCAAGUUUACACUUUUGACUUAGGCCUACAAACAUUUCAGUAAAAUGACACACAUACGGGGUGUUUUUUCAUAACUUGAAUGUAUUUGUCAAUGGACACAUUUGAAUACAGUUGACGGUAAACUAGGGGUAAAGGGGUGCUUGUGCCUCCUACUGUAAAGACAACAGCUAAUCAAAAAUCAGAAUUGAAUGAUUCUCAAUGGGUUAAGUAUUUCUUACAAACGUAUGUAUGCAUCUUGGACUUUUUAUUCCAAAUCAAUGAUUGUAAAAUUAAAAUUGUAUAUUCGUGUCUUGAAAAAACAAAUAAAAUUACUGAUUUGAAUAAAGUUUCUUGUUUAUUAAUA